UGUUAAUCGAUAAAUUAUCGUUAUCGUCGAUAACGUUAAUUGUGUUCAACGUUAUCGCUCACUGCGAUGAUGAUAAAUUAUCACAGAAUCUAUCGGCGUUCGAUAAUUUAACGUAAGUUAACUAAAGUCAACUUGGGUUAAUUUUGAUCACGGCAAUCUCAGACGCAAAUACUUGACUUUUAUUCUCACAAGUUCCACAACUCGACUGUGAAUGGUGUGCUGCUUCGUAAAUUAUGGACCAUAAUUUGAACCAACUUCCUUGGAAGAAUUAUGAGAAAUACUUCCGCUUCUUCAGGCAAAAAUCUGAAAAUUUUGAGGUGACAUGUUUGCUGUGCCCCGCAGACGCAGCAAGCAUAAGCUGCGGAUACUCAUCUUCUGCGAAUUUGAGAAGCCAUUUGUUGCGAAAGCAUAAAUGGAACACCGAUAUGUUCCGGAUGGAGUUCCAUACUCAGAAGAGACAGCGCCACGAUAAUGACAGCGAAAAGUCGAUCAUCACCCAGAUGGACGUGCACAAUAUUGUAGACAGCCUUGUCAUCAACGAAGGAUUGCACUUCAGUAUUGCAGACUCACCGUACUUCAAAAGGGCGAUUGAGCUGGGAUUGCCGGAGAAUCUUUCAGUUGGGUGUCGCCAAUCACUAACGAAACGGAUGGAUGCAAGAUUUAACGAGAUGAUCGAGAAGCUUAAAUCAAAACUGAUGUCGGUGCAGUACGUUGCCACCACUGCAGACUGCUGGACCAAAUUUCGAAGAAGCUUUUUAGGAAUGACUUUGCACUGGAUCGAUGAAAGCACCAUGGAAAGGAUGUCUUGCGCACUGGCAUUAAAAAGGAUUAAAGGAAGACAUACGGCGGAUGCCCUUGCCGCUGCAAUCCAUGGUGUCCAUGCGGACUUUGACUUGCUUUCAAAAGUUCGUCGAUGCACAACUGACAGUGCAGCAAAUUUACGAAAAGCUUUUCGUGAAUAUGCAUAUGUGGAUGGUUCCGAAGAAAGUGAUAACGAGCAAUCAGAAGCGGAUGGUGUGGAAUUCGGUAUCGUAGAUGUAAACACAUUGUUGAUGAACGAUGAAAACAUGGAAAAAUAUUACCGACUACCACCCCAUCAGAGAUGUGCAAGUCACAUUCUCAAUCUUGUUGCAUCUAAUGACGCACAGAAGACUGAGGGCAAGAAAUACAAUCAGAUGCGCGAAGCUGUCUUGAAAAAAUUGAAGGUUUGGUGGAGACUGCAGAGCAAAUCGUCCGUUGUGGCAGAUACCAUCAAGGAUUGCGUUGGCGUUUCCCUAAUUAUUCCUGUUAAAACUAGAUGGAAUUCAGAGUAUGAUUCGAUUGCACAAGUAAGACUAUUUCUUUUUUAUAAUACAGUUAGUUUAUUCUAGAAUAUUUUUGCAGAUUUGCAAUCUCAUGAAAACAGUCCCGGAGAAACUUGAAACCGCAGUGCAGAAAGCAGGACUGCAGAAGCUCGAUGCCCAGGACCUUUGUUUUCUGAAGGAAUACGUUUGGGUUACCCAGCCCGUUGCUUAUACGCUCGAUCUGCUGCAACGGGAUAAGUAUAUGUUUGCAGGCUUUCUUCUCCCGUCCGUAUACGGACUCCAAAGAAAUUUGGAGAACAGAAAGAUGAUGGACGACAAACCCUUGAAAUACUGCUUACCGCUGUUGUUGAAGCAGAUUGCAGCAUUAACAACAGAUCGCCGAUUUGGAAUAAUGCUGAACGAAACAGAUCUAAUAGUGGCAACCUGCCUGUUGCCGCAAUUCAAAUUUGACUGGAAUGGUGUAGCGCAACCCGAAAAACGAGACGAAAUUCGACAAUUAAUUUUGAAAGAAAUGGAGAAAAUUGAUUUGAAUGAGAAGGAAUCUGAAGAUCUUGCUGCCGAAAAUGCGAUGGAGAAGUUCCCGGAUGAGAACGAAUUGGAUGAAGAAACGGACUUUUUUGGAAUUCUAACACAAAAAUGUCAACCAACAUCGAACUCAGUGGAAUCUUGUCAGGAGGAAUUUGAUAGAUUUUUCAACAGUCCGACAAAUCUGUCAAUCGCAGCGUGUUAUGGGGCGCAAAAUCCUAAACCGUUCCGAAGACUACGAAAACUCUUUUUAAAAUAUAAUACAGCGUUACCUACAAGUGCAAGCGUUGAAAGGCUUUUCUCGCUUGUUGGAGCUGUUUUCAGUCCAGGAAGAGCAAACCUAAGCGACACCAAGCUGGAACAGCAAUGUCUUUUGUCAGCAAAUGCUGAAAUAUUGUUUUGAAGUUUUUUUUGUUUAUAAUGUUUAUUCUAAGGCGCGUUGAAUUAUAAAUAAAUUGUUUUAAAUUGUAUUUGGAAUCUUUAUUAUUAGCUUGUUCUGGUUAUAGGAACCUGCUUUUGAGUAAAUCACGAGUUAGUCUCAAGUUCCCCAAUUCCAUAGUUGGCAGUUUUUCUGAGUAAGUCUUGAGGUUCAAUUCUAAGCUAUCGUGUUGUGGGUGACAAAACGUCGUGGUAAUCAUAUGCUCUGGAAUUCAUCCUCCUAAGGUAUAACAAUGAACGGUUAAUUGGUAGAACAGUUAGAUUAGUCCCCGACUGGUGUAGCACAUUCACACUCUGGUCAUACAAAUUGCGUAGAAGCUUCAAAUUCUACAAUAAAAAUGUCACAUUGAAUGUUUUUUCAUCAGACAUUAAGUCUUGCUUUCAACAGUUAACUCGAUAAUUUUCGAUAAAUUAUCGAAAGUACGAUAGCGAUAACGAUAAUUUAUCGCACUGCUUACCGUUAUCGACUGAUUAUCGAAAAGCCGUCAACGAAGUCAAAGUUGGCGUUAAAUUAUCGACGAUAAUUUAUCGAUUAACAA
Molecule: messenger RNA, 2806 nt
Organism: Aedes albopictus (Asian tiger mosquito)
Lineage: Eukaryota; Metazoa; Arthropoda; Insecta; Diptera; Culicidae
Exons: 3
Coding region: 234-1370 (378 amino acids)
Source: RefSeq, a predicted model, not a curated record